AUGUAUUUAUCCAGUUUGGAGCUGUGGAGAACAUACUGGGAGUGUGUUUCCAGGCCGUACACGGUGCUCGUCUGCUCUCUGACGGCUGCUCUGUGCUAUCUGUGGGGCCGCAAGUGUCAGYCACCAGCUCUGAUCUGCAGCGAUGCUUUUAGCUCAUUCCUACACGAACACUGCCCCGUGGUGGCCGAGCGCUUCAGCCCCACUCCCUGGUGCUGGGGGGGUCGGCUUCAAACGCUGGUCUGCGCCCUGGUUAAAACCAGACCGCCUGUUGCUUAUCGCAAUGAGCUGAUCCGUACGGUCGACGGAGGUCAGGUCUCUCUGGACUGGGUGGACAAUCAAAGCAGCGUGACGUACCCAGAUUCCUCCACCCGCCCCACCGUGCUGAUCCUGCCUGGCCUGACGGGGAACAGCCAGCAGUCCUACGUGCUUCAUGCCGUCAGACAGGCCACGCGUCACGGCUACAGAUGRGUCGUCUUCAACAACCGAGGGGUCGCAGGGGAGGAGUUGUUGACGCCGGUCACCUACUGCGCUGCCAACACGUCCGAUCUGGAGCGAGUGGUGAAGCACGUUAAAGGACUUUAUCCCCACGCUCCGGUGCUCGGUGCGGGUGUUUCUAUGGGAGGUAUGAUACUGUUAAACUACCUGGCCCAUAAGCGCACAGAGUCAGGAAUGAUCGCAGGAAUCACCAUCUCUGUGGCCUGGGACGCACAGAAGUCAUCCGACUCCAUGGAGGAGCCUCUGAACUGGCUUCUCUUCAACAAACACCUCACACGUGGCCUGUGUCGUACMGUCACCAGGCACAGGAAGAUUCUUGAGAAAGUGGUGGAUAUUGACUAUGUCCUGAAGGCACGGACCAUCCGGGAGUUCGAUGAGCGCUUCACCUCUCUGCUGUUUGGUUAUAAGUCUUGUAUCGAUUAUUACCACGAUGCCAGCCCGGGCAAGAAACUCCCACAUACUGCGGUUCCGAUCCUGUGUCUCAACGCUGCUGACGACCCCUUCUCUCCUCAGCAUGCUUUCCCGGUGCCCAUAGUCCAGAGCCUGCCGAACGUGGCCCUGCUGCUGACGGCUCACGGCGGACACAUCGCCUUUUUGCAGGGACUGUUUCCGCGCGGCGAGAGCUACAUGGAGCGCCUGUUUGGCCAGUUUGUUCGCGCAGCCUUCGAACACCAGAGGGACAUCAAGGAAGCAUGCGGCAUCGAAUAGGACGGAACGCGAAGAAGAGUUGACAGUGUUUAAGGAAAAAAAAACAGCAGUGAAGCUCUGUGUGGUAUCUAAUUAUUACAGUACUCGCUGUCAGAAAUGAUUUGUGAUACCCGUUGGUUAUGAAGUUUCGUGCUCAGAUUUGCCUUUUGUUGAUAAUUUGCACUUGUCGUUUAGAAAAUACAGAUGAAGGAAUGUUAAUCAAGUGAAGCCUGUAGCUAUUUUUACUUGUUCAUUAAUAUUUCUGCACGAAUCAGACUUGAAUUGAAUGAAAUUGGCCUGUAUAGAUACGAUUGAUGAUUGUAUUUCUGAGUGCACUUACACUUAUUGUCCCAAUACCAAGAUGUGUCAUUUUUACCUAGAAACCUCAGUUUUACUCUUUAAUGAAAAGUAAUUGCAGCGCGUGAUCAUAAAGAUAUUACAUCAGCUGGUGGUGCUAAUUUUUUGUCUUUGUUUGUGAAGCAUGGUGACUGAUUUGUGAUUUUGACAUGUAUUUAAAUAUAUUCACCACAUUUAUUUUUAUUUAAUUCACUGUAUUUGUCAAUGCACAAGUUUGCCUUUUUAUAUCUGUAUAAGAUGUAAAAACAAUCACGCCUACUAUUGUAAUGUGAAGUAUAUUAAAGCUGCAUCAUUUGGGCAUUAUACA
Messenger RNA from Austrofundulus limnaeus, 1846 nucleotides. RefSeq names its product phospholipase ABHD3. The transcript is spliced from 10 exons. Gene Ontology annotation, molecular function: acetylesterase activity; monoacylglycerol lipase activity. NCBI's taxonomy places the organism in Eukaryota, Metazoa, Chordata, Actinopteri, Cyprinodontiformes, Rivulidae. Gene Ontology annotation, biological process: medium-chain fatty acid catabolic process; medium-chain fatty acid biosynthetic process. Bases 1 to 1203 code for a protein of 400 amino acids. The record is from RefSeq and is a predicted model, not a curated record.